This is a messenger RNA of Monomorium pharaonis (pharaoh ant), 17484 nucleotides long. It is a transcript of the gene mgl, whose product is annotated as low-density lipoprotein receptor-related protein 2. Lineage: Eukaryota; Metazoa; Arthropoda; Insecta; Hymenoptera; Formicidae. Gene Ontology annotation, molecular function: protein binding; calcium ion binding. The record is from RefSeq and is a predicted model, not a curated record. The transcript is spliced from 29 exons. Bases 628 to 14496 code for a protein of 4622 amino acids.
UAUUUUACAGUGAGUUAAUUAAUCUAUUAAAAUUAAAAUCAAUUCCUUGCUUCGUCCCAGAAACAAUCGGCAUUAUCCCGCGAAUUUGAAAUAGGAGCGAGUCUCGCGCGUUCUCCUCUACCAAACUCGGCGACGGGCCCUCCCCACCUACCCCGUCUCGAUGAUUAGACGAAAUGGGAAGGGAUGUGACGGCGCCAUAUUGGGUCCGUCCGUCUACGGUGCGCCGUGCCGCGUCAGUCGCCCGAUGAUUGCGACCGUAUGCACGUCGCACGCACGAGCCAUGAAUUGAGCUCGCGUACGCUCGUGCCGCGUCGUCGUUUUACCUUUUUUUUUAAAUUUAUUUCGUUGCGCGCGCUUUUUUUAUUUUACAUUUUGCACCCGCGCGGAACAAAUUCGAAGUUCUUUAUUCGGCGAAAUCUAACGGGAGUGUGGAGCCUUGGGAGGAUACACGUAAUAACAUAUAUAUUUGCGUGCAAAGUGCGUGCCUCUGUGACACCUCUUUUCCUCUCUCUCUCUCUCCCUCUCUCUUUAAAGGAGCACAGGUGAAAGACAGCAAAAAAUAGAGAGAAGCAGACAAGACAAAAAAAAAGAAGGAAAGAAAAAGAGAGAGAGGGACCACGGCGUGCGAUGGCUGUGCGGCCACGCAUCGUCCCUUCCGGUGGUGAACGCGCUUCCGGAAGUGUCGAGUACCUCACCGGGAUAUCCGUUGUGCGAUGGACCGCCAGGAAUACGCUUGUCGUCGCGGCGGCGUUUGCCGUCCUUCUCGGCGUCACCGAUGUCGUGGCCAUCAGAUCGGGCGAUGGCUGCGGGAAUAACAUGUUCAGGUGCAACGAUGGCAAAUGUAUACAGUCGAUUCUGGUGUGCGAUUACCGUGGAGACUGUGACGACAACAGCGAUGAGAUGCAGUCGUGUCCGCCACCCGAUUGCGAGAUCGGCCAGAUCACGUGUGGCCAAUACAGUUUCAACAAAACAUACUGCAUACCUCCGCAUCAACGAUGUGAUAUGACCGUCGAUUGUGUCGACGGCACUGAUGAAGACGGUUGUACAUACAGAAAGUGUCAGCCAGAUGACUUUAGGUGCGUUGGAACCACACCGGAACUUUGUAUACCCAAAGAAAAGAAAUGCGAUGGUUAUUUGGACUGCCGAAACGGCAGGGAUGAGGAAAGAUGCGAAAAUAAUAUGAAACCGGCUUGCCGAUUGGAUCAAUUCAGGUGCAACACCACGCAACGCUGCGUCGAGCAGAGUGCGAGGUGCAAUCACUGGGACGACUGCGGUGACAACAGUGAUGAGGAACAUUGUAGUUUUCCACCUUGUACCAGCGACCAAUUUCGAUGCGCAAAUGCACUUUGCAUUCCUCUUGCAUAUCAGUGCGAUGGUUAUAAAGACUGCCAAGAUGGUUCCGACGAGAAGUCUUGCACAAUGACAGUCUGUCCAGGAAAUAAGUUUAUGUGCCCGAAAGGUGCACCGGAUGGAAAGCCAUUAUGCAUAAAUCGAUCUCAGCUGUGUGAUGAAAAACAAGAUUGCGAGGACGGGGCGGAUGAGGAAGCAGCAUGUUCGACGAGUAUGUGCGGCUCACUUGGUUGUCAACAUAAAUGUCAAGCAUCUCCAACCGGAGGGACCUGUUACUGUCCAGAAGGAAGAGUUCUCGCCAACGAUUCGCGAACUUGCAUUGAUCGAGACGAGUGCUCCGAAUGGGGCUUCUGCGAGCAGCUAUGUGAGAAUACUGAUGGUUGGUACAUGUGCCACUGUGCGCCCGGUUACACUCUUCAUGGACACAACAAAUGUCGCGCCCAGAACAUCUCCGUCCUGGAACUUCUACUCGCCCAAGACCGUGCAAUAUGGCAACUGAGCGCAACCGGCGAAGACCGGAAAAUAAUAGCGAAUACUACUGGCGCAAGCGGGGUCGAUUACCUGUACUCACGAAAUCUACUCUUCUGGAGCGAUAUGAAGACGCGGAAGGUUCAUUCGGAAUCCCUCAAUGUUGGCAGCGAUACUCCAGCUAAGGUAGAUAUCAGCAUGGCGGGAUCUUGGGGGCCCGUGUCCAUCGCGAUAGAUUGGAUCGGCGACAAGCUCUACGUGGCGGAUUCUAUUGUACAAAAAGUGGACGUAUUUGAACUGGACGGACGUUAUCACGGAAUCGUAGUGGGUUCCAAUCUCACUAGCCCGUCUGACAUCGCGCUGGAUCCUACGCGAGGCCUCAUGUUUAUCGCUGACAGCAAACAGGUCCUGCGUACUAAUAUGGAUGGUACUAACGCGUUUCCCGUUGUCUCCGAAGCAGCCUACAAAGUUUCCGGCGUGGCUGUUGACAUCAUUGCCAAAAGGAUCUACUGGUGUGACUCCCUACUGGACUACAUCGAAACGGCGGACUACCGAGGUCACAACAGAGUGAUGAUUCUCAGAGGUUCUCAAGUGCCAUCCGCAAUCAGACUUACGCUAUUUGAGAACAGGAUAUAUUGGACGGACGGCACCAAGCAAGCUAUUAUGAGCGUCGAUAAGACUCAGGGAGAUUAUUCUAUUCAAAGUGUAUUUAAGGUACGUGACGCCAAAGCUAUAAAAGCCUUGCAUCCACUCGUGCAACCUAGCGUCCCUAAUCCCUGCGGCAAUAAUAACGGUGGCUGUCAACACAUGUGCAUCGUCACGGCCUCUAGCGAUCAGAACAAUCGAUUAGGCUAUCGCUGUGCUUGUCAUAUUGGAUGGCGAUUGGCAAGUGACAUGAGGAAUUGCAACUUGGUGCAGGAAUUUCUCAUGUAUUCGCAGCAAAGGUUUAUUAAAGGCCGUGUACUCAAUCCCGUAAUGGAAGGCUUUAGUGAUGCUAUUCUACCAGUGGUAUCCAGGCGGGCUCGAUUUGUUGGAUUAGACUACGAUGCACAUGACCAGUAUAUCUAUUACAGUGAUGUUCUUCAGGAUGUCAUAUACAGAGUACACCAGAACGCAACUGGACGUGAAAUUGUCCUGGCUAGUCAAAACGAAGGGGUAGAAGGACUCGCAGUCGAUUGGGCUGCGAAGAACUUGUACUACAUCGAUUCACGCAAAGGCACACUCAACGUGCUCAGUACUCGAAAUGUCACAUAUCGACGAACGUUACUAAAGAAUUUGAAACGUCCUCGCGCAAUUGUAAUCCAUCCGAACCAGGGUUACAUUUUCUUUUCUGAAUGGGACCGACCGGCGAACAUUAGCAGAGCUCACGCUGACGGUUCUAAUCUGGUGGUCUUCAGAAAUCUAACUUUGGGCUGGCCAAAUGGUCUGGCGAUCGACUUUAUCAAAGAUCGAUUAUACUGGUGCGAUGCUCUUCUAGAUCAUGUACAGCACUCAAAUUUGGAUGGCACAGACGUACGAACAGUAAACUCCAGGUUGAUUAGACAUCCAUUUUCCAUCGCUAUCCACGAAAACUGGAUGUACAUCACUGAUUGGCGUCUCGACGCGAUUAUUCGGCUGCAUAAGGAAACCGGUGAGCAGGAAGCUAUCUUGGUUCGUGAGCCCGCUACCAACAGACUUUAUGGUGUGAAGGUCUUUAGCCGUGAUAUCCAGAAAACAACAAAUACUCAUCCAUGUACCAUUAACAACGGCGGCUGUGAAAAACUUUGUUUUGCUGUUCCGGAUAACUCUUCACGUCCCGAUAGUAUUACAUUCCCCGGCAUGCAAUCCAUGCCAAAGCUCACUCAGAUGUGCGGAUGUCCUUAUGGAGAACGUCUUCAGGACAAUGGCAGAAGUUGCGCAGCGGAUCCUGAUGGGGAACCGCCUUUGCAAGCGUGUCCACAUACUUGGGAUUUUACUUGCGCAAACCAAAGAUGUGUCCCGAAAUCUUGGGUGUGCGAUGGCGAGAAUGACUGUCUCGACAAUAGUGACGAAAUGCAAAACUGUACAAAACCAACGUGCAACGCAAAUGAGUUUCAAUGCAAAUCUGGUCGCUGCGUGCCGAUGACAUUUCAUUGCGAUUCCGAGAACGAUUGUGGAGAUUAUAGCGAUGAGAUGGGUUGUCCGAAUGUGACCUGCAGCGCCAAUCAAUUUGCUUGCGCCAAUAAUCGUUGCAUCCCUGCAACUUGGAAGUGCGAUUCCGAAAAUGACUGUGGUGACAGUUCCGAUGAGGGCGAGUUUUGUGCAGCGAAAACUUGUUCGUACUUUCAGUUUACUUGUCCACGCUCCGGUCAUUGUAUACCAAAGUCUUGGGUAUGCGACGGUGACAGCGAUUGCUUCGAUCAACAGGACGAGAUGGAUUGCCCACCGGUUACUUGUCUCAGUACGCAAUUUACGUGCGCGGAUCAAAAGAUGUGUGUCUUAGCAUCGUAUAAAUGUGACGGUAUUAGUGAUUGCAAUGAUGGAUCAGAUGAAGUAGGAUGUCCAUCAUUAGCACCAGAUCAGUGCAAUGUCGAUAAACAGUUUCAGUGUGUUAGUUCAGCUAUUUGCAUACCGAGAAGCUGGUACUGCGACGGUACCGCGGAUUGUCCGGACAAAUCCGACGAACCAGAAUCAUGCGGAAAGGUUGAUUGCCAGACUGGAUUUUUCAGAUGCCGAAACGAAAGAUGUGUAUUCAAGGCAUAUAUCUGUGAUGGAAAAGAUGAUUGUGGAGAUGGAUCUGAUGAAGACACCGAACUGCACGCAUGCGGUCCCGCUACAUUCAAGUGCGAUUCCCAACAAUGGAAGUGUCCGAACGUAACAAAUCGUUGCGUAAAUAUAACCAGCGUAUGCGAUGGCAAAAGAGACUGUCCUAAUGGAGCCGACGAGGGACCCGGUUGUGAUCUCGCCGAAUGUAGCCAUCAAGGUGGAUUAUGUACCAAUGGUUGUUUUCAAACUCCGCUUGGUGCACAAUGCACCUGUCCAACCGGUGAAGAACUCAACAGUGACGGCUUAACGUGUCAAGAUAUAAACGAAUGCGAACCGCAAGGAAGAUGUUCACAGGUCUGCGUGAAUACCAAAGGCAGCUAUUAUUGCAGCUGUGUAGAUGGUUACUCGUUAGAUGCAGAUAAACAUACGUGCAAAGCGUUCAAUCAUAGUGCCGCGUUUUUGAUUAUCUCGAAUAGACAUACUAUUUUGGUAGCUGAUCUUCAGGAUCAAGCUUUGGAACGAGUUCCCAUCAACGUAGAGAAUGUUGUUGCGACUGCCAGUAACAUGCACACGGGCACUAUCUUUUGGUCGGACAUGAAGUUGAAGCGAAUUUCACGAUUAGAUCGUGGUAGUGAUCCUCAAGACAUUAUCAGUACUGGUUUGGACUUGGUAGAAGGUUUAGCUUACGACUGGAUUGGCCAGAAUCUGUAUUGGUUAGAUUCGAAGUUGAAUACAAUCGAAGUAGCUAAGGAAACUGGAUUUGGAAGAAUGAUUCUUGUUAAAGAAAAUAUUACGCAGCCACGUGGAAUGUGUUUAGAUCCUAGUCCAGGUACGAGAUGGCUCUUCUGGACCGACUGGGGUGAAAAUCCUAGAAUCGAAAGAAUUGGAAUGGAUGGUACCAAUCGAUCGACUAUCAUCAGCACAAAGAUUUAUUGGCCUAACGGUUUAGCUCUGGAUAUUGCGAAUCGCAGAAUAUAUUUCGCAGACAGCAAGCUAGACUUUAUUGAUACUUGUCUCUAUGAUGGCAGCAAAAGACUUCAGGUUCUAGCUAGCUCGCAUUAUCUCCUACAUCCCCAUUCGCUUACUCUUUUUGAAGAUACUAUGUAUUGGACCGAUAGGCAACUUAAUCGGGUACUUUCCGCACACAAGUUUAAAGGCUCUAAUCAGACUGUGGUCUCGCACUUAAUUUCGCAACCUCUUUCCAUACACGUACAUCAUGCAGUACUGCAACCAAUUACUGCGAAUCCUUGCGCUAAUACAACCUGUGAACAUUUAUGUCUUCUGUCGCCUAGUAAUCCAAAGGGAUACAGUUGUAAAUGUCAGGUUGGAUUUAAAUUGCUACCUGACGGACGCUGCAUGGAAGAAGAGACACCAUACUUAAUGGUUCUUCGAGGUUCUCAAAUUGUUGACGUUUCUUUGACGCCUAAAGAAAGUAAGACUGGAUAUAUCACGCCUAUCGUAGGUGUAGAAGGCGGAAGAUUUAUCGAGUAUGAUAGAAGAAAUCGUCUCAUUUACUGGUUGCAAGGCAAAGAUGGCGACAACGAAAAUGGCACGAUUUAUACCAUUCCUUAUAACGGUGGCAAUCGGACAGAGUUUCCAAAUCCUGCCGGCGAUACUGGUAUUGUCGGUUCACCAUCCACUAUGGCGUUGGAUUGGCUUGGACGCAAUAUGUUCAUUGGGAACAAAUUUGCAUCUAAUAUUGAAGCUAUUAAAUUAGAUGGCAAGACUCGAUUUCGUACAAUCGUUUUGUCAAACGAUGGAAAUCGAACUUCAGUAUCUAAACCAAAGGCAAUGUGUGUGGAUCCUAUCGAUGGACAAGUGUUUUGGGUAGACGACGGAGGUUUCGGAGUACCACAGAAGAUCGGACGGGUGAACAUGGACGGCAGCAAUCCGUUAGUUCUCGCAGAGAAUCUAGAACGCCCUGAAGCAAUUACUAUCGAUAUACCUAGCAAGACGUUAUACUUUUCCUGCCAGAAUCCAGCUUUUAUCAAAGCCAUGACAACAGACGGUCUGAAUGUCCGUACAAUUCUUACGGCGGCAAAUAACAUGGCUUUGCCUAAAGCCAUAGCUGUUCAUGAGUCUCGUUUGUACUACUUGGAUCCGCUUUAUGAUAAGAUUGAGCGUGUCGAUUUACCUAACGGCGAUAACCCAACCAUUAUUAUUGAUAACGAUUCUGAGCUUCGUACUCUAACCAUUUAUAAGAAACGUGCGACUGGAUCGCAUCCUUGUCUCAUAAACAACGGUGAUUGCGAACAACUUUGCUUACCCGCGUCUGGUGGUACACGCGUUUGUGCUUGCGGGAUGGAAUAUAAGAAAGUUACCGAAACUCGAUGCGAACCUUAUAAAACUUUUGCUGUGGUAACUCAGUUGGAUGUUGCUAGAGGCUACAGUCUCAAGGAUUCCAAGGAAGCCAUGAUACCUAUUACAGGAGUUGGCCAUCAUAUUCUCCAUGUUGACGUACAUUAUGCAGGCAAUUGGAUAUAUUGGGUAGAAUUUAAUCGAGGAAUUUGGAAUGGUAUCUUUAGAAUACGACCCAACGGCACGGAAUUGCAACAGGUAGUCAAACAGGGAAUUGGUUCUAAUGGAAUUCGUGGUCUAGCUGUAGAUUGGAUUGCAGGAAAUUUAUACUUUGCUAAUGUCUUUCCUCAUGACAAUUAUGUAGAGGUCUGCUGGUUAGAUGGUUCCAAUCGAAAGGUGCUUGUGAAAACGACAACGGAUGCUCCUCGGGAGCUAGCAGUAAAUCCUAUUAAACGAUACUUGUAUUGGAUCGAUUAUGGACAAUAUCCUCGAAUAGGCAAAGCCUUCCUUGACGGUAGUAAUUGGUCCCCUAUUGUGACGUCGGGUAUUAGUACACCGCGCGAUUUAACGAUCGAUCUUGCGACACACGAUGUUUAUUGGGUGGACUCGAAAUUGGAUACUAUACAGAAAGUGUCCUACACCGGUGGAAACCGAGAAAUUAUUCGUCGAAAUUUACCAAAUCCAAUGGGCGUUGCCAUUUUUGGUGGAGAUGUUUACUGGGUAGAUCGAAAUUUGGCCACAGUUUUUAAGGCGAGCAAAUUUAAAGGCAAUACCAGCCUUCCUAUUUCUGUCAGAACAAAUUUACAAAAAUUGAGAGAUAUUGCUAUCUUUGACCAAAACAGUCAACCACCGGAUAUCACAAAUCCUUGCUCGCAGGUAACAAAUGGCGGAUGCUCUCAAUUGUGUUUUGCUUUCCCGAAAGACAAUCCUAAAUCGUUUACUUGCGACUGCGCAGUGGGUAAACUCUCGUCUGACGGUCGCACCUGUGAAAAUAUUGAAGAAUAUUUGGUAUUUGCUACACGAACGGAAAUUCGUGCCAUUAAUCUAGAUCCCCAUAACACUAACGUACCUUUUGCACCUGUUGGAAACCUAACAAAUGUAGUGGGAGUGGACUUUGAUUAUCAGGACAAGAAGUUGUUAUUUACCCAGAUUCGCCCUUGGGCAAAGAUUGCGUGGACGCCAUCGGAUCGGCCGUCUUCUUCCGAUUUACAUACACUAAUCAGUAAAGGCAUUAAUCCUGAAGGUAUUUCAUAUGACUGGACUCAGAAGAAGGUUUAUUGGACGGAUUCGUCAAACAACAGCAUCUAUGCGAUGGACAUUGAUGGAUCUAACUUGGUAAUGAUUGCACGCGUGGAUCGUCCACGUGCCAUUGUUGUCGAUCCCUGCAACGGCUCACUUUACUUCACGGAUUGGGGUCGUUUUGGCACAUCCGGAAAGAUUUUCAAGACAACUAUGGCGGGAUCACUAAAACGCGCUAUUAUUGACAAAGACCUUUCGCAACCCAGUGGUUUAGCAAUUGAUUACGACGAUCGGAUGCUGUAUUGGACCGAUGCCGUACGUGAGAAGAUCGAACGGUCUGAUCUUGAAGGAAAGAACAGGGAGGUUCUAGUUAGCGCUACUAUCUAUCCCUUCGCUAUCACUGUUUUUAGAGGGCAUAUUUAUUGGACGGAUCUUCAACUUCGUGGAGUAUACCGAGCGGAGAAGCAUACUGGAGCAGACAAAAUGGAGCUGGUUAAACGAUUGGAGGAUUCUCCGCGAGACCUUCACGUCUUCUCUGCGACUAGACAACAGUGCACUGUUAAUCCUUGUAACAUUAAUAAUGGUGGCUGCGACCAGUCUUGCCAUCCAAGUCACAACGGGUCCGCAGAAUGCAAGUGUGAUGAUAAUAGUAGGCUGGUGAAUGAAGAUAGAAUGUGCGUGCCAAAGAACGUUACUUGCGAUGGGAACAAGUUUGCUUGUAGGAACGGCAGAUGCAUCUCUAGAAUGUGGGCGUGCGAUGGUGAUGAUGAUUGCGGCGAUGGUUCUGAUGAAGAUACCAGUUACUGCUCUUAUCAUUCGUGCAGCCCGAAUGAAUUUCGUUGCAAUAAUGGCCGAUGUAUUUUCAAGACGUGGAAAUGCGAUCACGAAAACGAUUGUCGAGACGGUAGUGAUGAGGAAGGCUGCGUUUACCCCCCGUGCGCACCAGGAGAAUUUACCUGCGCCAAUCAUCGUUGCAUUCCGCAAUCUCAGGUGUGCAACGGCAUUAACGAUUGUAAAGACAAUGUUACUUCCGAUGAAACACAUGAGCGAUGUCCUCGCAACACAACUUGUCCCUUGAAUCACCUCAAGUGCGAGAAGACGAACAUUUGCGUGGAACCUUACUGGCUCUGCGACGGUGAUAACGAUUGCGGUGAUAAUAGUGAUGAAAAUCCGAUUCAUUGUGCUCAGAGAACUUGUCCUCAAAACAGCUUUCGAUGUCCUAACCACAGGUGCAUUCCAGCCACUUGGUACUGUGACGGAGACGAUGACUGUCUAGAUGGAAGCGAUGAACCUCCUGGUUAUUGUCAAUCCGAAGGUAGAACAUGUUUCGGUGAUCUAUUCACGUGUGAUAAUGGCAACUGCAUUCCUAGAAUUUACAUCUGUGAUGGUGACAACGAUUGUCUAGAUAAUUCUGAUGAAGACGAGCGUCAUCAGUGCAACGACAGAAAAUGCGAUGAAGAAACCGAAUUCACGUGCACCGCGAACAAAAUGUGGAAUCGUGCGCAAUGCAUUCCCAAGAAAUGGCUGUGUGACGGAGAUCCAGAUUGCGUUGAUGGGGCCGAUGAGAAUGUAACUUUGCAUCACUGUCCAGCGCCAACUCCUUGCGCUGAUAAUCAAUUUACAUGCAACAACGGACGAUGUCUGAAUCGUAGCUGGCUAUGCGAUCACGAUAACGAUUGCGGCGACGGUAGCGAUGAGGGCAAAUUCUGUAACAGCCAGUACAAAUCUUGCAGCUCCCAAGAGUUUACUUGUCAGAACUUUAAAUGUAUACGUAAGCAGUUCCGCUGCGAUGGCCAGGACGAUUGUGGCGAUCAUUCGGACGAAGUAGGAUGUCCGUCCAGAGGAAAGAAUACAACAUGUCCGAAUCCAAAGGACUUUAUGUGCACUAAUGGCAACUGCAUUGACUCGUGGCUAGUGUGCAACAAGGAACCGGACUGCGCCGACGAGAGCGACGAACCGCCGCACUGUAACGUGGACGAGUGCGCCCGCGUUGAGUUGAAUCAGUGCGGGCAUAAAUGCGUGGAUACGCCAACUAGCUUUUACUGCGAGUGUAACCCCGGCUACAAGCUGUUGGCCGAUGGCAAGGCCUGCGACGACAUUGACGAGUGUAUCGAGACGCCUCAGGUGUGCAGCCAACAAUGCGAGAACACGCCCGGCGGUUACUAUUGCAAGUGCAACGAGCGCUGGUACGAGAGGGCAGCUGACGAGCAUACAUGCAAACGAAGAGACAAUAUUCAGCCAUGGAUCAUAUUCACGAAUAAGUAUUACGUUAGGAACAUGUCAAUUGACGCGUCCAAUUAUAGCCUAAUGCAUCAGGAUCUGAUCAAUGUUGUUGCGCUUGACGCGGAUUACGGUCAGCAGAUGCUGUACUUCUGCGAUGUUACUGCGAAAACAAUAUACAGAGCACCGGUGAAUGGCGGCGAGAGGGAACCAAUUAUUCGUCACGACAGUCUGGGUCUCGAGGGUAUUGCUAUCGAUUGGGUUGGUCGGAAAUUAUAUUGGUUGGAUCGUCACGCAAAGCACUUGGACGUUGCCGAACUUGAUGGCACAAACAGAAAAACAUUGCAGAGUGGAAUAGCGGAUCCACGUGCGAUCGCAGUUCAUCCCGGUGCCGGAUAUUUGUACUUCACAUCUUGGCAUCUUCAGGCAUACAUCGGUAAAAUGGGCAUGGACGGUAGCAACUUCACUCGAAUUCUGACAUGGGAAGAUGACAUUGCCUGGCCGAAUGCCCUAACAAUCGAUUAUUUCACCGAUCGCAUCUUCUGGGCUGACGCCCAUCUAGAUUACAUUGCCUUCGCUGAUCUCGAAGGCCACAAUCGUCGGAUUGUCCUGUCUGGUGCCGCGGUACCACAUGUGUUUGCCAUGACCGUGUUCGAUGACUUCAUUUACUGGACUGAUUGGAAUUUGAAAGCGAUCAGCAGAGCAGAAAAGUUCUCUGGCGCACGCCUACAGGUACUGCGCAACACCACCCAUCGGCCCUACGAUAUCCACGCCUACCAUCCACUUCGGCAGUUGCCCUACAAUAAUCCUUGCGCGGAGAAUAAUGGCGGUUGUUCGCAUCUCUGCCUCAUUGCACCGCCCGCUAGCUCAUACCUACUUGAAGGAUACGGCCAGCCUGGAGUCACUUCGUACAAAUGCAAGUGUCCGAAUCAGUUCAUUCUAGACAAAGACGGUAAAACGUGCGUAGCAAACUGCACUGCGGGUCAACAUCGUUGCGGACCACCCGAUGAGAAAUGCAUCCCUUGGUAUUGGAGAUGUGACGGAGAAAAAGAUUGCAAGGACGGUUCUGAUGAAUCAUCGAGUUGCCCUACCAGGAUUUGUCGACCAAGCGUGUUCCAAUGUGCAAAUGGAAAUUGCACGCCGAGCGUGACAAUCUGCGACGGAAUUGACGAUUGCGGUGACAGAAGCGACGAAGCUAAAUGCGCGCUCGAAUGUGGGGAGCUCGAGUUCAAAUGCAAAUCCAAUGGUCGCUGCGUGCACGACUCCUGGAAAUGUGAUGGAGACGCCGACUGUAAAGACGGCAGUGAUGAAGACCCAUCCAUUUGUCAUAACCGUGCUUGCGAUUCGAGCACCGAGUUUAGCUGCAAGAAUGGCAAGUGUAUUCCUAAAUUGUGGAUGUGCGAUUCUGAUAACGAUUGCGGCGACGAUAGUGAUGAGCCGGCGUACAUGUGUCGGCAAAAGAACUGCACGACAGGGUGGCAGCGGUGUCCAGGACACGCAAACUACCGAUGCAUACCAAAAUGGUUGUUCUGUGAUGGCAAAGACGAUUGCCGGGACGGUUCCGAUGAGCGCCCGGAGAACUGUCCGAAGUGCGACCCCAAAAUGGACUUUAAAUGCGCCAACAAUCGAUGCGUGCCGAAACAGUGGCUGUGCGAUUUCGCCGACGAUUGCGGGGAUGGUAGCGACGAAGCAGAUGCGAUGUGUAAGGACAAGUAUCGUCAGUGCUCCGAGUCCGAGUUCAAGUGUAGAAAUGGUAAGUGCAUCGCAUCUAGAUGGAGAUGCGACAACGAAGACGAUUGCGGCGACAAUAGUGACGAGGAGCAAUGUCAUCAAUGGGUGUGUAAGAAUGACAGCUUCCAAUGUGCCAGUGGUCAUUGUAUUGCAUCAUAUCUUCGUUGCGACGGAGCACGAGAUUGUCGUGAUAUGAGUGACGAGAUCAAUUGCCCACCGAGAUAUCCCGGGGGAAGAUACUGUCCGCAGUCGCGAUUCCAAUGUAACAACAACCUUUGCGUCUCAUUGAACGACAUUUGCGAUGGCACCGACGAUUGCGGUGACAAUUCCGAUGAGAGUCCUACCAUGUGUGCGAACUUCCAGUGUGAUACACAUAGACGGUUCCAGUGCGCCAACCAUAAGUGUAUUGCUAGGUACCAGUUAUGCGAUGGGAUUGACAACUGCGGCGACGGCUCUGAUGAGAACAACAUGACAAUGUGUGUGAAGCAGAUUCGUCCGUGCGAUCCAAUUACAGAAUACACUUGCGCGAACAAGAAGUGCAUCGAUCAUCUGAAACUCUGCGAUCUCGCAGAUGAUUGCGGAGAUCAAUCGGACGAAUUGGGAUGCCAUCACAGUCAUCACUGUACGGACACUGACCAUGGCGGUUGCGCGCACGAGUGCCACAAUCUUAUGGACGGCGGUUAUAUAUGCGCCUGUUAUCCGGGUUACAUAAUCUCGCAGGAUAAUCGGAAGCACUGUGUGGAUGUUGACGAAUGCCAGACCGGUAGCCAUCAAUGUUCUCACAUUUGCACGAAUCUGAACGGCACGUAUGCCUGCUCUUGUCGGCAAGGGUUCCAACUGUCAGACAGGCACAGUGGCGUAUGUCGUGCUGAGGAUGAUAAUGUUGUUGUGUUGUUCGCUAACGGACCAGAACUCCGAGCCUACGAUCUGCGCACCAAAGAAGAAAUCGAUGUAAUCGACGACGAGAAGAGGGUACAGGCUAUUGAUUUUGAUCCCAGGACGGAAUACGUUUUCUGGAUUGAUUCAUAUGAUAACACCAUUAAACGAUCCUACAUGGUGAAUGCCAAAGAAGGCGAAGCGAAAAUUGGACACGCGCAGGACCUCAAUAUGAAGACUGACUCCAGACCAACGAGCUUAGCCCUUGAUUGGAUCUCCGGUAAUUUGUACUGGAGCGAAAUAGAUCAAUCGGGAACCACUCCUCGCGGUCAAAUUAUGGUAUCUAAAUCGGACGGCAGGUAUCGACGUAGUAUAAUUACAACGAAUCUAGAGCAACCAACAGCAGUGGUCGUGGAUCCCGAAAAAGGAGAGAUUGUAUGGGCCGACUCAGGUAAUCAACCAAAGAUCGAAAUUGCCUGGAUGGACGGAGCUAGACGCAAAUUACUCGUGACCGAAAGGAUUGCCAGUCCUUCGUCACUCAGUAUCGACUACGCUAUGGAGCACACACUUUACUGGUCCGAUAGCAAGCUGGAUACCAUUGAAGCAAUCAGUUUGACCGGUACCAAUAGAAGAAUUGUAUUGAAGGGCAGACCUCUCAGAAAUCCAAUAGCGCUGGAUGUUUUUGAGAACAACCUUUAUUGGACCACCAAGCAAACAGGUGAACUCAUUCGACAGGACAAAUUUGGUAGGGGAGUUCCGCAAACUAUCGUCAAGAAUCUCCCUAGUCCCGGAGGUGUCAGAGUCUAUCAUCAGCUGAGAUACAACACCAGCCUGAGAGAUCCAUGUCACAGCGAUCAGUGCACUCACCUGUGCGUAACAAUUCCUGGCGGUCAUCGCUGCCUUUGCUCAGACAACGUUGGCGCGUUUCAGCGUAUGAUGAAGGACGACAACGAGAGACAUUGCGACGCCACAAAUGAGAGGCCUUUGCCGGCGCCUAGGAUAUGUCGCUGCCAGAACGGUGGACGGUGUCAAGAAUUGGACGACAAGCUGGCAUGUAACUGUCGCGAAGAUUUCCAUGGUGAAUUCUGUGAAACGGCGGCUGUCGCCGCUCGAGCAGGUGGAUCUACCGCUGCUAUAGUUAUUCCCAUAGUAAUAUGCCUGCUGGUGUUGUUCUGCGCUGCCGCAAUCUUUAUGGUUCUCAAAAAGCGACCAUUUGGCAAGCCUGGUGGCCUUGGUAGUCUCACAGGCACUCAAAGUGUUUCCUUCCGCCAAGGUAGCAAUGUGGAGUUUGGUGCGGAAGCUCACGAAAGAAUGGAACCUCUCGAUGUGGAGUAUAACUUGAACGAUGUUACCAAUAAGAACCGAGACUUCAGUAAUCCAAUGUACGAUGCAGUAAAUAUGGAAAGCGGCGCUACGAAUGGCACUGGCGCUGGCAGUGUGUACGAAAUGCCAGCGGAGAUGAAACCGUCGAGCAUACAGCACAAAGAGCCUCCGCAGCUACAUCUAAAGAGGAGAGAAUUAGAUCCGACGCCCAUCGACUCGGGGAAAGAUACUCAACAACUGGUCGAAGAAGACAAGUCCGAAUGUUAGGGCCAUGAUUCCUGUUAUAGGAAUUUUUUCUAGAUCAUUUGUGUUUUGAACUUGAAAUGCAGGAUGGAGACAUUCCAUCAGUUUCUGCAAAGAACGUAUAGGGACAAAAACACAAAUUAGUUUACCAGUUUUACGUAAACAGUGCGAAUCACUUCGUAACUGUGCUCGUGUACGUUUAUUUAUUAAGCUAUUCAUCGAAAUAUUUUUAACAUGUGACGAUUGAUUCAAGAUCCUGUCAUAACUCGGAUAGCAAUCCGUGAAUAUGAGAAUAUCGGGAUCUCUGGAUUUCUAAGAAGGAGAGGAUAUCAGAUUUAUAAAUUGUUAUAAAAAGAAAAAGAGAUUUAUAUGCGCGAAUUUAUAAAGAAGUUUUGACGGUGAAUCUCCAGAUUUUAAUUACACCAUUAGAUUCAAAAAAUGUCUAAAUUUCUUCUUUUUCUCUUUUUCAUUUUAUAUGAAAGAAAAUAUAACGAUAUUCCUCCAGACGUUUGGAUGAAAGAAAUGUCAUGUAAUAGUCAUAAGUCUAUAACUUUCUUAUACAUCUGAGAAUCUCAACGUAUUUAGGUUUUCAAUUUUCAGCGUCCUCAGACUUAUGAGAAUUCCUGACCACAAAUUCUCAUAAAUCUCCAGAUCCUUUCAACCAGGAAUUGUGAACUGGUUUUAGGAUCUCGAAAUUUCAGAGAGAGUAUAAAAUGGUCGUCAGAUGAAUCGCUGAUCGUCAGUUGUAUCAAUUAUUUCGCCAGAAGAGAGUAGGAUGACAGCGAAUUGCAAUAGGCACGACUGUGUCAUUUUUUACUAGGUGUGUGAUUUGUAAGUCUUGUAAAUAUAAUUGCUAACAAAAUAUAAUGUUCAUGUUAUCUGUGUACCAUAAAAAACGCAACACAUUCCAUUCUUUCUCAAGGUUGCUGCUUGAGGUGUAAGAACUCAAUACACAAAAUGUAUAUAGUGUAGCAUAAGCAUAACAUAAGACCAUUAAACCUGUGAGCAUCCAGCAUAAAGUCGCCAUAUUGAUUUACUUAAGAUGUCCAUUAAUCCAGCGGUUUUAUGCCAUGCUUAUGUUAUAUGUACUACGCAUUUUGUGUAUUACAGCUCUAACAAUAAUAGCGUGACACUUUCAAUAGCUAGAAUGUGUAUGUAUAUGUGUGUGUAUGCGUGCACGUGCGCGUAGUGCUCGAAUUGUUACAUUAAAUUUUUAAGUAAUCUUUUUUUUAGUAGAAUACUCGUCCUACAUCUGUUUUUUUAAUUUUAUAAUUUUAAUUUUUUUUUAAUUUGUAACAAUGCAGUAAAAUUAUACUAUAAAAAAAUAAUUAUUUUAUUCAACAAUUUAUAUUUAAAACGUUUGAAAGUUUAAUAAAACUUAUAAAAUUUGAUGAUGAUAAGCAUGUUUUUACUGCUUCUAUUUACUGAUGUACAAUUGGAGCACUUAGUGUACGCGUGAAAUUUAAUCUCAACUACGGCGGGAUCAAGUUUGACUUCGAUAAAGAUCUAUAAAGCUCAAAGAUAUUGACCAAUACUUUAUUAUUUAGUUUAAUUGAACAUUUUGACAAUAUAAUUUUUCUUUACGUAUUAUUUAUAAAAUAAUGAGAGCUCUAAUAUUAUCUCUAACAGCCAAUGACUCUAUGAAAGUUUAAUGGCGAACUAUGUUCUCGGAGUUGAAAUUGAUUUUGUUAAACUAUGGUAGUUGAGCAUAAAUGAGCACGUACGUCCGUUAAAAAAGCGGUAUUCUUAGCGGAAUAUUUUUGUAAGGCGUGGCGUUAUAUAGUUUUUUAUGUUGAAAAGUGGCCUUUUCCUUGUUACGAUGAGUAAAGUGUGUGCGAACUCGAGAAGCGAGAUAGACGUUUCACGCAUAAGCGUUAUUAAAUAUGUUAUUCUUCUCUAUUAUCAAACACAAUUUCGAUUUUAACGACAGAAAGAAACGUCUUCUGCGCUGCCAACAUUUUGUGCUUUCGGAACUUUUGUCCAACCGACAUCAUUGUAAAUUUUUCUAGAUUAUGUGAGGUACUUCUCCUGCAAAAGAUGGCUGAAUUAAAAGGAAUUUUAACGACGACAAUUCGUUCUUGAGAUCAAUUUCUUAAACUUCAAAAGUCGGAGAUUUAUUUUCAAAGUUUUGAAUAUCUUCCCGUUUUUUCUUCCCAUUUCCAACCGUUUUGUUUCUUAACUAUGUCAUUUUUUUAUAAAAAUGGCAAAUCCAACAAAACAAAAUCAAAAUAAUUUUUAUGUAUUUUAAUUUGCAUUAAAAUGUUUAGUAUUAAAAAAAUUUAUUGUAUGUAAUUGCUAGUCAAUUAUAACCAAGUUUACUUCUCAUCCAAACGAUCAAUAUAGAUCGAGUGUCAGCUAAUUCCUUUUAAUACAUAUAAUUUUUGCAGGGUCAGUAAGCGUAAUUCUUCUUCCGUCACAAACUAUGAUUGCAAUGUAAUAAUUACAUAAUUUAUUAUUGUAUUCUAACAAUUCAUUCAGUGCAAUUUUCAAAUGCUACGAGAGAAAUAAAUUUGUUGAAUUCAAUUUUUAGCACACUUUAGAUUAUUUUAUCUCGUAACAUUGCAUAUUUAAAAUAAAGUUUUCUUUAAUUUUAUAAAUAUUAAAUAAUUUAAACAUAAUUUCGAAGAAGAAACGCUCUCGUAAAUAAUCAAUCUAGAAAACAGGAGUAUUUAAUUUAUACCUAAAGAGAUUAUAAAUUAAACAUGAGAGAGAUAAACGUUAAGUACGUUGUAUAUACACGAUUUCGCGAGAACAAAGGGAGGAGAAUUAUCAACGCUGACCCAUCCUCCACACAGAUUAUUAUACAUAAAAGAAUAUAUAAAUAAAUAAAUAUAUAUAUAUUUUUUGUUGCAAUCGACUUUGACCUGGGCAGGACUCCAGAGUGUCCUAAUAUUAUGAUAUAUCAGUAUUUUGUGUAUUUUUUUAUCAGUUGACAAAAUAACAAUUGUUAAUAUAUUGUGCAAAAAUAUCAAAUAGAUACCGUCCAAGAAUAAACUAUAAAGUUGACAAUCC